Penicillium brevicompactum is the source of this 4065-nucleotide messenger RNA. RefSeq lists its product as uncharacterized. Gene Ontology annotation, cellular component: membrane. The record is from RefSeq and is a predicted model, not a curated record. The transcript has 5 exons. NCBI's taxonomy places the organism in Eukaryota, Fungi, Ascomycota, Eurotiomycetes, Eurotiales, Aspergillaceae. The coding region runs from base 1 to 4065 and encodes 1354 amino acids.
AUGGCGGCCGUGACAAUGCCUGGAUCACCCGACAUGGCAAAUGCCUCUGUUCCUCAGGCCAAUGGGGCACAAAGACCAGGGCGCAAUCGCAGAGCCCCGCCAUCCAACGAGAGCUAUGAACACCAAGACUCGGAUCUAUCUCACAACCCAAGCGGUGCCCACUCGACGGGCCAGGUAGAUAGAAGCUUCUCAGCCCGAGCUCGAAAUCAGCCCGAGGGAAAUCUUAAAAAUACCACCCGCAAGCCAGUUCCCGAAUCUACAUCAGAGUUAUCAGAGGAGUCCGCCAUACCGCGAGGUCUUCCGACAGAUGCACACGCUCCGGACUCAGCAGCCAUGCCACAAAUUCAAGUCUCGUCACCGCCACCCGCUGCUGCUGGGGCAUCUGCUGUGCCGGGUCGCUCUAAUACCACACGCUCGGGCUCGGCCAGCGACUCUCGGCGAGACUGGGCCUCGGACCGAUCCCCGCUCCAGAAGUUGGAGGUCACGUUGACGGGGAUCAGCAAGGAGGAGAAGCGCGCACGCGUGCAAGAGGCCGAGAGCAAAGCCCGCGAACGCAUGGCGCGCAAAAAGGCGCAACAGGAGAAAGCCGCAUUGGCAGCUGCAGCGCGUCAAGCAUCUGCUCAGCCUGUGGAAAACAUCAAAUCACCCCGCGACACGACCAAAAAGAGUAGGCGAGACGAUGCCCCCAUUGACCGCGAAGUGCGAAAUGGACAAUCGAACGCCUCCCAGCAACGACAACCUGGAAACGCCGCGGUGCGUCACAACAGGAAUGGCUCGGCAAAUCCCCAAUACCCAGCCAUCCGUCGCCCCGAGGACCCCCAAUUCGCGCAUGCACAGGGUGCUAUUCCAUCAUCGGCAAAGAUGGGCAACGUUCCUAAGAGAUCAGUCACCGUCAGUGGACCUGCAAAACCGGGGCCUGCUCACAACAUCAACCACAGUCGAUCUGUGUCUCAAGCGGCGUCUCGCGCUGGACAAGUACCUUCCGCCCUCAGAGCAGAGAGACCACACGACCAAUCCCUCUCCCCAUCACCAAUUGGCCCCGGGGACAGUGCCGAGUCACAGAGCAAGCCCAAGAACGUCUCCUUCAAUGUACCACCGCCGACACCACCACCAAUCUUCGAAUGGAGAGGCGCAAAGCCUGCUCAACUCCGGGCCUCUGAUUUCGAUUUCCAGACCCUGGAUAUUAACCGAAGCAAAGCAUGGUGGGAGGGUGGUGACAACACGGAUCGUCGAAAGAGUAGAGCUCUACCCAAGACCUACAAAUCACCUGCUCAGAAGCUGUCAGGUGUAACUGAGCACAAAACCUUCCAGCCUCGCCUCUUCUUGCGAUGUGGUCCCUUGCUACGAUACACAGGAAUUAAGCGAGUCAACGUCGGCACACCCAGCGAGCCUGUGGAGAAGAACAUCUGGCGAGGUUCUAUCCUGAUUGCAACUGGAGACGUUCGCUCUUCAUACGAAAUCCCGCCCACAUUGAGACUAUUCUCUCAACCAAUGGAUCUUCUUCCCCCUCCACCCAUCGAAGUCAGCCGUGAAGACGGGAUGCAACUUGCACCUGAAUACGUCGAUCCAACAGCCGGUCUCAUGAAGGUAGGCCGAGAUGGCCGACCCCUCUACGUCAAACCAGUUGAACAUGUCGAGGAGCAAGUCGAUCUGUCAUUCGAACAGACCGAGGAUGGCAUAUACGAGCUCUCGCCAAGCAUAGUUGACUACACCAGCGAAGGCCUCAAGCAACCCAUGCCCUCAAACAGAAUCCAUGCCGUCGAUGGCGAAACAGCAGAUCUCUUCCGUGAUAUCCCCGGAGUCCGACUGUACGCAGACGCCGCAAGAGACGUCACAUUCUGGAAGUUCAAUCUGGAGGUCGAGCUUCGCUCAACAGAGCAGCGGAUCGCAUACCGAAUCAACCAAGGGCCUGCCCUCGGAUUCUGGGUUCCUCCCGCUGGAGAAUCCAUGAACAUCAUGUUCCACACCGGUAACGGGUUCAGUCCGUCUGUUGACUCGGAUCGUGUCUGCGGGCCCGAUCCGCUGUGGCGCGAUAUACUAAACGAACACCAGACCCGUCCUUUCCAUGUUAUGGUUGGGGGUGGUGAUCAGAUCUUCAAUGACUCCGUCAUUACUCGAUCCAAGCACUUCCAGGAAUGGAUCAAGAUCAAGAACGCUGGCGAGAGAUACGGAGCGCCGUUCACACCUGCUUUCCGUGCUGAAAUUGAACAGUUCUACCUUGAAAAUUAUGCGGCGUGGUUCUCGCAAGGUCUCUUUUCUUUGGCCAAUUCGCAAAUUCCUAUGGUCAAUGUUUGGAACGACCAUGAGAUCUUUGAGGGCUUUGGGUCCUACCAUGAGGAUUUCAUGCAUACCUCUGUUAUCUCGGGGAUUGGAAAGAUUGCUUUCAAGUACUAUUUACUUUUCCAACACCACAGUGUUCCCGAUGAAACAGAGGUGGAGGAGCCUAGUUGGCUUCUUGGUGCUCAGCCAGGUCCCUAUAUUGAUCAGAGAAGUCGAAAUUUGUUCAUGUCUUUCGGCAAAGGAGUUUCUUUCCUUGGCCUGGAUUGUCGCACUGAGAGACGCAGUAACGAGGUUCUUAGUGAGGAGACCUGCGAUAUGUUGUGGGAUCGCUGCCACAAAGAGAUUAUUAAAGGAGAGACGAAGCACUUGAUUGUCCUCUCCAGUGUUCCUGUUGCCUAUCCCAGAGUGGCAAUGCUCAGGAACUUUAUGAACAGCCGCAAGUCGCUUGGCAAGGCUGGUGUCCUUGGUGGCCUUGUCAACAAGUCUGGAGGAAAUGUGGAGGUGUUCGAUGAUCACUGGGCCGGCAAACACCUCAAGUCCGAAAGAACAUGGCUGGUUGAGGAUCUCCAGGACCUGGCUGCAGAGAAGUCAGUCCGUGUGACAAUUCUCAGUGGUGAUGUGCACCUUGCUGCAGUCGGACAAUUCUACUCAAACCCCAAGAUGGGUGUCGCCAAAGACCACGAUUAUCGCUACAUGCCCAACGUCAUCUCCUCCGCUAUUGCGGACAUUCCUGAGACAGACUUGAUCUCGGACAUGCUUAACAAGCGGAACACAGUCCACCACAUGGAUUCAAACACAGACGAGGAUGUCAUUCCCAUUUUCACCCAAGAUGUCAAUGGCAAGCCACGCAACAACAAGCGAUUAUUACCUCGUCGAAACUGGUGCUCGAUCCGAGAGUAUAAGCCCGGCUCGACUCCUCCCGGUACUCCCGAGUCUGAAAGGGCACCAACUCCAGAAGCCCGACCCAGCAAGUUGCAACGCACCCUAUCACUGGGUCGUGCAGACAAAUCACCCUAUGGAACAGGCAAGCCUGGGAUCCUCAGACGUCUCUCCAACCGCGGUCCCCCUCCCACAAGAACCAUGAGCUUCAGUCGAGGCGACGAGACCAGCUUCCAUCGACGCGCUAGCGUCGAUGUCCCAUCCCAGCCCCAUGAAGGCGGAGACGGAUACUUUGCAGGGGCCGCGGCGCCACAGCGACCAGGCACCUUCCACCGCCGACCAACGAACCUCAGCCUGAGAUCUAAGAAGGCCGCGAAGGGCGAUGAUGGUGCAGGCACCUACAUCAACCUCGAAGGCGGACUCGCUAUCACAUUGAACCUUGAGAUCAGCUCCUCAGACCCAGCGGGCAUCACAGCCCCUUACAAGCUGCUUGUGCCUGCGCUGCAUUACAAUGGAACCGAGUACGACCCACCCCCAACACAGAUCGUCAAGGGCUGGAGAAAGUUCCUUCCUCGUCGAAAGAAGAACGAAGGAGAGCCCAAUGCUGGACCAUACCCCGAAGACGACCUUAGUGAUGACGACCAAGAUGAUUACGAAGACCCCGACUUGAUUAACAAUACCCGCGCGAAUGCCGCCAUGGCUCAACAUCCCCAGCAUGAUGGUCAAUAUGAUGGACAGUACGAUGGUCCGGAUGAUGGACAGUAUGAGGGAUAUCCCGGGAGCGAGGAGGAUGAUUACUCAGAAAGUGAAGUCCCUCAACGGCUCCCACCGCAUAUGAUGGCCGAGUCUUAUCCUGAGACCGAGGGAAAUCCCCGUCCACGAAAGAAGUGGUUUGGCGUGAUCUAA